Cynocephalus volans (Philippine flying lemur) is the source of this 1164-nucleotide messenger RNA. It is a transcript of the gene MARVELD3, whose product is annotated as MARVEL domain containing 3. Lineage: Eukaryota; Metazoa; Chordata; Mammalia; Dermoptera; Cynocephalidae. The coding region runs from base 1 to 1164 and encodes 387 amino acids. Gene Ontology annotation, cellular component: membrane. The record is from RefSeq and is a predicted model, not a curated record. The transcript has 3 exons.
AUGGAGGAUUCGUCGGGGACUCGCGAGCCCCGGGCCCGGUCGAGAGAGCGAGACCCGGACCGGCGCUCCCGCACGGACCGAGACCGCCACCCCGAGCGACAACGGGACAGACCCGGGGACCGACGCAGGGAGAGAGACGGGAACGGGCGGAGGAACGGGGACCGGCGAGGGGACCGGGACAGGGGGAGGGACCGAGACCCCCGCCAGGACAGACACAGGGACGCAGCCCCUCGCGUGGGUGAACACAAAGUUUGGGAAAAGUCCCGCCAAAGCCGGACGCGGGACGGACCCCGGGGACCAACCUGGGACGCAGCCCCGCCGCCCUGGCCCGCGCCUUGGGAAACCCCGGAGCCGCCGCCCCAGAGGAAGGGGGGCUUCGGGCGCCGCGGACUGGACAGUGAACCCACUUCAGGGAGAUAUCUGCCUUCGAACCCCAGGCCUGGACGAGAGGAAGUGGAAUAUUCCCAGUCAGAGGCUGAAGGACUUCUGGAAUGCCAUAAGUGCAGAUACUUGUGCACUGGGAGAGGCGUGGUGCAGAUAGUGGAGGUGAUAUUGAAUGGAAUGGUUCUCAUGUGCAUCGUGGCCUCCUACUUUGUCCUGGCCGGAUUCAGUGCCAGCUUUACUAGUGGCAGCAGCUUUGCGAACAACUAUUACUCACCGUUCGAGGGCACUGAGCUGGAGCAGGUUCGGCAGCUGGACCAGCAGUACACAAUCCUCCGGGCACCCCUGAUAUACAGUGGCGUGGCUUUUUCUCUGGGGCUGGGUGUCCUCACCAUGGGCGUUUUACUCCAAGGAGCCAAGAGUCUAACAAAGCUGCCAGGGAAGUGGCUCCUCACAGAGGCUACCUUCAGCCUCCUAGCGGCAGUGGGCUACUGCAUAGGCAUUGGCAUUUACCUCCACGUAGCUUUGCAGAUCAAUGCCACGGACACUUGCAAAACAAGGGAGAGGCUCUAUGCCCGCAAGGGUCUCACCUGGAUGAACUGCCAGCUGGCAGGCACUGAUGGAGCAGCAGCCACCUUCGCUUGUAUUCUGGUAAUAAUGUACAGUGCCAGCGUGGUGCUGGCCCUACGGAGCUACCGAGAACAGAAGCACUGCAAAGACAGCCAAGAACAGCAUAGAAAUUACAGUAAUGCAUCAGAAUACCUGUGGUCUGGAACGCUCUGA